GGAAACUUGAACCAUGCUGACUCAUGCUUAUCAAAGGAAAUUUGCAAACUCGUCCCACAAUUCCAAGCUCCACCCCACGCAUGAUAAUUUCUUCUUCCCAGUUAUAUUUAAACAGUGCAGACAGCAUGCUGUACAUGAGUAAAACUUGCAGCGAUUGUCAGUGUAAUAGACCUGCCUGGGACUAUCAACUGGGGUGCUUCCAUAGGUAAGAAACUGGCACACACUGCAUUAAAAAAAAAUCACAAUAAGCUUGUUAACCUAUUAAAUACCAAUGACAAUCCAUGCCAUCAUCACAAUCUGAUAUUUACAGCUUAGAAUCUCCUAGUGACCGAUAAAUCCGCUUUACAGAGCCUGUCUAAUACUAAAUAAGGAGGAUAUUCCAUGAGGAUCACAUUGAGAUGACGACAGACACUGGUUUGAACAGGCAAUUCAUUUGCAUCUAUAGCUCCAACUGAAAGAGUAGCGCAGUAGAAUGUUAGACAAGACAGAUAUGACAUAAAACAAGACAUGUGAAAUAAAUAUAUAUAUAUAUAUAUAUAUAUAUAUAUAUAUACAUAUAUAUAUAUUUCACAAGGCGAUAAUGCCAGUGGCACUGUUUGAAUUGAAUUAAUUAUAUAUAUGGUGUGUUUUUCACAAAAUAGGGGCAAGCAAAAAGUAAAAAAUAGGCCAAAUUCGCUAAUAUGAAAAAUAUAUGAAAGUUGAUUUUGUUAUGUCUGUUUUGACCUAAAAAUGUGCUAUUCUCUUGUCAGUUCUCCAGAAUGUAUUAUUUAGUAAAUUAAUGAUUUCGUAAUCAUUCUUUGUUAUAGCUGCUCUCUACUUAUUGUAUGUAGAGGCUGACAAGCAAGUGACAUAGUCAGACAGAAUUAAAAAAAAAGAAUAUACAGAAUGAUACAAUAUAGCAUACUCCUAUUAUGUGGGAUUUGCUGUUACUCAAUGUUUGGUAUUGCUAACCUGUAACUUUCCGUUUGGUGUUUGAAUUUCAAUAUGCAUGAUAUUCUGAGAUAAGAAAGCAAUGUGGAUAUUGUAGUUCAACAGCAGCUAGAAGGCUAUUGGUUAGUAGUGCGGGGUCAGGGAUAUUGGCCAGAGUUUGCUAACUCUUGGGUCCUGUUGUAGGCAUGUUUCCCAUGAUGCUUAGACAGGCAUAGUCUGAAGCAAUGAUCUUAAAAGAAGUUUAAAUAAAUAAGGAUAUUUAUUUUAUUAUUUUUUUCAUUAUUUUGUUUGAUUUAAAAAAAAAAGUAUUUAAUUAUUUGUUGCAUAAAUUGGAUUUCGAUAAACAUUUGAAAAUAUUCGUUUUUGCAUGUUGUAGCCAAAACAAAACAUAUAAACAUGCCGUGGAUUCAUUAUGACAGCACUGUAAAUGAAUAUGAAUAUUAAGUGGGACUGUCUUCUAAGCACCAUAACCACUAUAUACCACUGAAGUAUAUACUACUUCGUCAGCCAAUCAUUGGCAGCCAAUGAGUGAAACAAAUGACACUCUCAGCAAAUGAUUUAGGUCCAAUUAGAGACAAUUGGUAUUGCUAAAAUGGAAUGCAAACGUCCACUUUAAUAAUAUCCUGAAAAUUAGAAGUACUGCAGAAAACAAAAACAAAAAACGGUUGUACUGUUUAGUGUGAGAUGGUACCAGAAGAUUCUAAGCACCAUAACCGCUACCGUAGUGGUUAUGGUAAUCAGACUACCAUUUUCUUUUCCUAUUUGAUAUUUUUAUUUAUUUUCAUAAAAUGGGAGAAGGAUACAGAAACAAAAAGGGAAGGGAAGGGAGAGGAUGGGUAAGAUACUACAUUUUUGAUGUUCUUCAGGCAAAAGUUUAAGAUCUAAAAAUACAAGUAUUACAAUAUAAUUGGUAGAACCAUUCUGUUUUGUAUGUAUCUGAAAGAGUUUUGUUUAAUGAAACCGAUAUUACCAUUUUGUUCUAUUGCAUACUUUUCCUAACGUUAUAUACACAUUCCACACAGUGUUGGUGUAGAGAAGGAAAGAAUAUGCACAUGUCAUGCUGACUUUGGCAAUGACAUUGCAUAGUGAAUUGAUUAAACCAGAGAAGAGACAAAAAGUGUGUGGAAGUAAUAUUUCUGUAUGUACAAUAUACUGUUCUCUGCAUCGAUAGAUUUAUUGUAACACACAUAUAUACCUAACAAUACCUCCAAAACUUCUAGGACCGAAACGGUUCCAGUUUGGGAGCAUGCAAAAACUUUAGGAACACAUUGUAUACUGCAAGUACUAUAUAUUAAAGAAAUGUACAUCUGUUACACCUAUACAUACACGAUGCAUUUGCAAAAUGCUCUAUACACCUAGAUGUUAUCUGCUAAACACACAUAUGCAAAGUCACGUAGCCAGCCAGUAUUUACGAUUUUGCUUCAUGACCAGAAAAACGUGCCGCCAAGUGGUCAUGUGACCAGGUGUGGUUGCAUGCCCCUGUGUGUAAGAUAACCAUUACUAAGAACACUGUAUGUGCCAAGCUAAAUACAGCAGGCAAAGGAGUAUUCUGUUAAACUGUGUGUGUUACUGAUAACUUUGGCAGCUUUUUCUUAACAAGAAAACUGCAGAUUUUCAGAUACCCUGAAACUGGGGAUGGCCAAUAAGUAGAAUUCUAGCCUAUCAUCAGUCAAAGCAUCAUGGGAGUUGUAGUCCUAUAAGAGUGCUCAGGUGUUCCUCAGAUGAACUCACACUCACAGAUAUAGAGAUAGGAUUGCUGAGCUUGUGCCAGUAAAAAUCCUGCAUUAUUGGGUUAUGUAUAACUUUCAGUCUGCACACCUCAGCGAUAGAUCUUGAUGGCUGUUUCCGUUAUGGUCAGGAAGAUGACAUUUAUCUUCGAUAAAUUUACUGGUGUUUGCUUCGAUUAAAAACCUUUAUUUACUCCACCUCCUCUGACAUUAUCCAACGUCGGGAAGUAAUGCGCAUGCUCUGCGAGCGCAUUAGGCCCUCCUUGAAUGCUUUCAUAUAGGGAUUUUACUGCUGCUGCAUGUCCUCAUGCAGAGCGUUAGGAUGUCCAGUGUCAGUUAGGAGACCAAAAGUCUACUAGAGGCUGUCUUAGUGCUGCAAUGUAAACAUUGCAGUUUCUCUAAAACUGCACUGUUUUACAUUGCAGGACUAAGGGCAAUAGGGACACUGUACCCAGACCACUUCAAAGAGCUGAAGUGCCGGCAAAAACUGCAGAUUUGCACCUUUACUGCACUACAUCAUCGCCCAAUAGUGCCCAGGCACAACUAUUUGCACUAGGACAUCUACACAGUGAUGUCCCAGGAGCACGUGUGUCAGGGCAUUCCUGCAGAAGUGCCCACAGACUCGUGCACCUGGCACAGCACUUCAGGGAUUCAUGUAAAUUACUAAAUAAAAAAAUAAAACUACUGAGAUUUUUCGGUUAACGGAAAGCACAUCCCAAAAUUUUCACCUACUUUUUGGGUUGUGCAAAAAUCCAGGUAUAAUUCCACUUUGUGUCAGUAAGAGAUUGUGCACAAAUUGCAAAUUACUUUAAAAUGAGUUGAUAGAUUACAUAUAAAACCAGAAAUUAUUUUUAAAUAUUAAUUGGAAGCCUCUAUGAAUACAUAACAGUGGAAAAUUCUAGAAAAGAUGGUUAAACUGAUGUAAUAAAUUAGAAUGCGCUGAGUCACUGUACUAUACUAAAUUCUCUGUUACAGCUUUCUAUCAAGGAAUCCCAGAAUGUAUAAUAGUUUAUUACUAGAAUACUGGGCAAUUCUUAAAAAAGAGAAUCUGCGUUUGUUCUUGAGUUCUUAAGUAGACGGCUAAACACAGAACAUUUUUCAGGAAAGCGUUUUGCAUACAAUGUAUAAUGCUCUGGAUGUCAUGCUUGUAAAUUCUGAAAUGUUCUAGCAACUAAUAUCUGUAUGCAUAAAAUAAGAGUAUUCAUGUUUUGGAUUUAGAAAUUACAUACAUAUAAGUCAAUUCUAUAUUGUUUUUGCUAAUGUCUGUGGGGAAAAAAUGCAUAUCAUUUGCUAGUGCUAGAGCAGGGGUUCUCAACCCAGUCCUCAGGACCCCCCACCAGUCCAGGAUUUGGGGAUUACCUGGGUGUGUCUCAGGUGUUUAUAAAAAGGGAAAAAAAACACCUUAGACUCUAAGGUGUUUUUUCUUUUCUUUUUCUAAACACCUUAGACACACCCAGGUAAUCCCUAAACCCUGGACUGGUAGGGGGUCCUAAGGACUAACGUUGAGAACCCCUGUGCUAGAGCCUUCUAGAACUCUAACAGAUACACAGCUCAAAUUUACAAGAUCCUUCCAAGUUACUGUAUAUUAUUCAAAUGUUUUGUGGUUUCCAGAAAGUAAACAUAACACCUUACUGGAAUAUUGUAAAAUGUAUACAUUAGAGAGCGUGUUUCUCUUUGCUGCUUAGCAACUGCAAGGAACUACAUGCAGAACUCUGGGUAAAAUGUAAAAUGUUCUGUAUGUGAGUCUACCUCUGGAGUUUUCUAGAAUGUGACUCUGAGGGAAAAAAUAACUCAAGAGAAAUAUAACUUAGUGAGGUACAGAUUUGGGUCUGCUCGCUGUUAUACACUAGAAAUGCUGUAGUAAAAAUUCAGAUUAUGUUAUAAAAUAUUCUAGUAAUAAUUCCAAAGUGGAUUGAAUAGAGACUCCGUACAUAGUUACUAGUUCUAUAGAAAUAUGAUCUACGACGUACAUGAGGCAAACGCAGCAUAUCAAGACUGUAACUAGAGACAGAAAUUACGUAUAUAUACAUAAUAAAUAAUAAACACAAUCUUUUUACAAUUUUAGGGAAUGUGUCUACAGAAUCACUUUGGAAAGAUAUGUUUUUUUGCAAGUAAUUUUUUCAAGGGAUCCUAGAGGAUUAUAGUUAUGAAAUUAAGUAAAUAAAGGAAAGUUACAGAAUAGAAGUCCUUCUGGAAUGUACUUGAAAAGGGAACAUAAUCAAAACAUUGGCAUACUGUAGCAAUGAACUUUAGACAGCAUGCUUGUAAUAACUUUUAGUCAUCCAUGUCAAACAUUAAUUAUUCUGAUUAAAUGAAGUAAAAGGUCAGGUGAAAAGAGAAUGAUUAACACUUAUUACAAAUACUAUACCCGCAAUAAAAACAAUAUUAUACUCUGCUCAUAAAUUCAAUACUCUCCUCAUGAGCUCCAAAUGCUAUAGAAGGACACAAAAAUGUCUUAUAGCAACUUCUCAAAGUUUUCUGCCCCCAAUCCAUCUAUUCCAUUACUACAUCUACAUAAUAUAGUUUUGGUAAUGUGUUAGAAAACUAUGUUGUCAUUUUCAUCUCAAUUUUUUUCCGUUCACAAGAGUUUUCAAAACUUCCUUUAACCCCUUAAGGACACAUGACAUGUGUGACAUGUCAUGAUUCCCUUUUAUUCCAGAAGUUUGGUCCUUAAGGGGUUAAAGGGACUCUCCAGGCAGAGGAUUUUACUCACCUGGUUCCAGCGCCGGGAGCCUCGUGAAGCCGGGCGCGAGCAGGGAGCAAUCAGACGCUUCCAUUUGCACAUGCGCAUUCAUGCCGCCCUCUGAAGUCCAUGCAUGUGGUGUGCACGGCUGCGAGCUGAGCUGACUGACAGCUCAGCUCGCGGUCUUUGCCCGCCCCCUCUCCUCUGCUGACAGGCAGAACAGAGAAGGCGCGCACACAGUGCCUUCUCUCUCCUGCACACGUCAGACAUAUUUUAAUAUGUCUGACGUGUACAAGGCCUUUUUAGGGCCCUACAUGAUAGGAAGUCCCUCUGGUGGCCGUCUGAGUGACAGCCACUGGAGGUAUUCCUAUCAAUCAAUGUAAACAUUGUAUUUUCUUUGAAAAUACAGUGUCUACAUUAGAUUGCCUGCAGGGAGCUAUAGAUCAUACCUGAACAAAAACAUUAAGCUGUAGUUGUUCAGGUGACUAUAGUGUCCCUUUAAGGUUUAAGUACUUUAACCUCCAGGUUUUUGGUGGAGUGAUCAGUCUGGGUGAAAUGGUGUCAAACAGGGGGCAGUAUUUGCGUUACUUGCAUUUUUUUGACUGAGUGACUGUGCCGGUUCAUCCUGGGGAGAUUUUCUCCAUUUUAGCAAUCUUUGUCACAUGUUGUACCCUCCCGUGCUCAUGACCUGGGAAAGGGGGGGAGGGAGGGCAAACAUUUACAAGAAAAAAUUGGAGAACAUCAUAUAAAGGAGGAACUCUCUUAUCACACACAAGUUAUGCUGAGUAAUACUACAGUGAAUCUUCACACAAGGCCUGAAAUAGUUCUGAAGUGGUUUGAUUAGUACAGUUUACUAUGUACUAUCAAACUAUCGGCUAGGAAGUGUACACUUUCAAAUAACCUCAGAACACCUUUUACUUUCCUCUAGAACAGAGUUUCCCAAACUAGUCCUCAAGACCCACCAACAGUCCAGGUUUUGUUAGUAUCUCCAUUUAGAAUAAAACUGGGAAAUACAUAAAUCCUGGACUGUUGGUGGGCCACGAGGACUGGUUUGGGAACCACUGCUCUAGAAGACAUUCGCUAAAAUUCAAAAUGGACACAAAUAGAAAUCAGAAUUGCAAAAUUCAAGCUAACAUAGCCCAGUCGUAGUGAUAGCGGAGUUUGAGAUUUUUUUUCAGAUAUGGCAUCAACGUUGCUUCCUUCAAGAAUACGGUUGGCUGCCUCAAUGCACACCAUUGUGGGAAAUGAAACCCACAAAAAUCCACCUGCGCUAAGGUUCACCAUCACUACAGUACAGUCUGCCAUGUUGCCACACAAAAUGUAACUAGCCAAAGAUGGGCACUUUCAAAACAGACAGUGUCCUGUUAACAAAUUUGCUUCCUGGUACAUCCAUUUUUUUUUUGUACUUUAGUAAAAACAAUAAAAUGAGUAUUAAUGCUAAAAUAGUAAAGGGAAGAUAAUAUACACAGAAAAUAUAAAAAGCAUAUAAUACCUGUGUAUUCUUAAGGUGAGAUCAAUAGAUCUAAAUGUGAAUGUAUUUGUUAUGUGAAUAUAUUGGCGUACCGAUUUACAUUUUUGUUUUCUAGAAUUUUUUGUACAUUUUAUUUGUAGUCUCCUCUCUCAUUGUAAAGUAUUCUUGCAGUCCUCUCUUGCAUUAUAUAGCAGUGCAAGAAUCAAAGAUGAACUUCAGUUUUACAGCAAUCAUGGAAAAGUGCAACAUAAAAUGCUAUCUGAUCUUUGAAGUUAUGCUUUAUUUAGUUAUGUAUUUUUUUUAAGUUUAAUACUUUGCAAUCAGGUUUAAAAAAGUGUGAGACAGCAGAGAAAAAAUGUGACCUGAACUAGAAUCAUAACUAAGAAAAAAAUGUGUGCAAAAGGUCAGCAUAACUCCGAAUACAGAACAAACAUACAGCACACACACAUAUAAUAUACAGGAGAUGCAUUCUGGAUAAAUGCCUGAGCAAAGUGUGACACAAAGUCAGAGGAGCAAGACCGGCCAAGAUAAGUCAAUCAAGAAAGAAAUACAAUGCAUUUCAUGAAUAGAUCAGAUCCCCUUCUGCCUUCGGGCCUGGGUGGUGGGUUCACUGGAGUGUGUCUCUAGCGGAAGUUGAUUCUUUGUUUGGAGCACAUUUCAUUUGCGUUGCCUUGCCUUAUCAAGCUUUAUUGUCGGAAACAUCACUCGCGAAUAUUAUGCGAUCGGCUGUCUGGUCGCAUGUCAACAUUUUUUGUGUUUUUUAUUUCCAUCCUUCUCAUGCCUUUUUCUGUCUCUUAACGGAGCAUUAAAACCGCAAACAUGAAACCUCCUGUCACGUAUUAAAAUUGUAAAAUAUACUAGCUUUAUUGUACCUACAGUCUUAAUGAUUUCUCUCCUUACCCGUCUCUGAUGUCGGUAAGUUUGUCUAUAUUGGUUGGUAACUACCAUUGAUGUGUUGACUGUUAUGUCAUACUUUAGAAUAUUUGAUAUGUUGUGUGAAUAUGUAGUUAUAUAAAUCGUAUAUCUUGUGUUGAUAUAUACUUACGGGUUAAUGUACUGUAAUGAUAUGAAUAUAUUCUAGUUUUAAAUCUCAUGUCCUUUUCUUAAUUAACACUGUUUCGCCUCUUGCCUGGAUUUGGCCUUGUUACUUCUUGAUGGGGCUCACCUUCUGUUCCAGUUAUUCUGUGUAUUGAUUCAGAGUUAUUUAUCAUCCCAAUCCUGUUUUUAUACUUUUAUCUAUUUAUGUUAAUUGAAAGAGGAGGUGCUUUUGCAGGCUAGGGUAUGUGUUGCCUCUCUACUGUUUUAUGAUUGGUUAAUGUUUUUUUUUCCACUUCUGCUGCUAUUGAUUGAGUAGUAGAGAAAGAUAAGAAAAUAUUCUCAUCCUAUCAUUAUUAAAAUUUUAAUUAUAGGUAAAAGUAGCAUAAUCAACAAUUUGGAACUGAAGUAACUCAACUGGAAGCCCAACUGAUUUAGAGAUUUCUUUUUUCCAGUUUGCUACUUUGUCCCUAAAUUUUAAAUGAAUUUGGUAAAUAAUCCCAACAGUGUUAUUUCAAAUAUGCAAGAGCACUCACAUGGAUUAUUAAGAGUAAACCAAUCAUACUGUUAAGAAAAUAUAUGUUUCAAAAUAUAUUUGUUUUAGGCUUCCUAGAAACAGACAGGCAUGUUUUUUAUUUUUUUUCUAGUUUAGACAUGUAUUAUGAUUAUCCAAUUAUGUAAUCACAAUAGCUGGCAUGACAUUGGCAUUAUGCCGGCAGCACCAUUUGUGUAAGUAGAGGGCAUGGCAUUUGAAUAGAGGCGCAUUGUAAGCAGCAUGGCAGGUUGAGACAAUGAAUAGUAGAAACGUUUGAAUGACAGUGAAAUAUAAGAUUGCACCCACUUCAGAAGGCAUGGAAUUUGUUCACUCCCUUCCAGAUGCACAUCCCAGCCAGCCAAGUUGAAUCCAUUAAUUAUAUAGACAGGCCAAGGCACAUCUUAAGGUACUGGAAGGAUUUAUCCCAAUAUAUUAUUGUUAUAUUUGCUUACAGCCAAAGUAGUGAAAACUGAUAAUCUAAACAUGAAUUAUGUGUUGAAAAUGGUUCCAUCUGCCACAGCUGUGCUAUCGAUUGUGCCCAACUAUCUUAUAUAUUGACUGAUCUAGCUGCCUAGAACGUUGUACAACAUCUUAACCCCAGCAACCACUGUCUAGUUACCUCCAGUAUCAUGCGGAGUACAUAAGUUCACAAGCAUUCAAGAUAAGAGACUAUGUGCAUAGCUCAAGUCUACACAAUUGUUCCAGUGAGAUCACCACAUAUAAUAAACAAUACAGAUGGAUUUAGUGGUAUCAUGAAGAUAAACAAAGUUUAAUCAAUAACCAAAUGCCUAUUUUCUUCUGUAAUUACAGACCAUUGGACCUGCCCAGUGCCAAGAUGCCUGCGGGAUUAAAACUGCACUUCACAAGCAAACAAACUCCUAUCCCAGUGGUUGUUAUAGGUAAGCUUUUAUGUCUGAUGAAUUACUGCCAUUUGGCAUUAACGGAACUCAAACAGCGAGCAGGAGUAAUUUUCCUAUAGCAAAGCACAAUUUUUAGGGAACAACAUUGACAGAAAAUCCAUUACUAAAUCCUUAUUUUACCAGGAAGCAGAUUUCAUGAGCCUAGUGACAAAGGAGAAAUGUUUAGAGAUUGAUUGAGUACUUCGUUAAUGUAAUUAGUCCUUUAAUAAAGAGGAAGAGGUAGUAUUGAUAGAUGCCAGUCAAUGACUGAUACCAAUUUACUAGGAGCUGAUUGGCGUAAAUUACAGUUGUAGAGCAAGGUUCUUCAAAUGUGUUUCAGGCCAGAAAGUCAUGUAUUCCAUACUUUAGAACAGAUGUCUACCAUUAACACACGUGUUCAAGCAGGAAUGCUGUUAUUUACAGUACUGUUGAAUAUGUUGGAGAUUUGUAGAUUAGCUGGAGGUGGCCUAAGAAACAAAUAGUUGCAACAAGACGAGCUGGAUGUACAGGAUUAGAUGGUGGCGAGGCCCCUGCUCAAAGAAGCUUACCAUGAAAUUCCUGUUUGAUGAAUCUUCUUGAGAAGAAUUCUGGGCUCGAGGAUAUACAUAUCUAGUUUAGGGACAGACUGAAGUGUCUUAUGUGCUGAGAGAAUGGCAUGGAGGGACUAGAUUUGUAAGUGAAUCACUCUAUUAUGGAGGUUGACCUAGAUCUUAGUGCUGAAAUGUCUUUCAAAACAAGGAAGAGUGUUUUAUGAACAUAUUAAAAUAAUUCUUGUAAAUUCUGUUACGAAAUCCACCAUUCUCCAUUUGCUACAAAGAAUUGUGUUUGUGAACAUACAAGAACAUGUUAUAACGUCCCACAGUUCUGUUAUGAAAUCCUUAUUACGUCAGUGUUUGAAGCCUUGCCUAUCGUGAGUUCAUCUCUGCUUGCCAGAGUCCGAAAAGUAACUAUGCAGGAUCUUAGUGGGGCUAAUAGAGCCUAGUUCAGCCAGCAAUUUUAUAUAUAUAUAUUUGGAAUAAACCAAACACCAUAACCUCAAUAGCACCCUGAGUGCUCCUCCAGUGGAAGUAGUGAAAUAAUUGAGGAGGCCUGUGCACUGCAAAAACAUUUGGCUUGGCAUUAUAAUUUUUCCAGAAAAAUAAAAAAAUAGAUACCUUUCAGGACACCCAAAUUUCUGGUGAAAGUCAGCUUGGCUCAGCAUGAAAGAAUAUCAGUGCUAGAAAACUGUUUCAGCAACCGAACCAGACAAACCAAAACAUCUAAAAAAUUGGACAAUCCGUGUAAUCCAAAUUUUAUAUAUAUAUAUAUAUAUAUAUAUAUAUAUAUAUAUAUAUUUCCACAAUCCCAGCAAUCUAGUUCCCGGUCUUUAAUGAUGCUCCGGUGCCAACUCCAGCCAUAAUAUAGGAAAGAAGAUGAGUGCACUCUGGGGACUGUAGUAGUAAAGUAGAAAUGCUUUUAUUUAGCACAAAUAAACAUCACUGUUUCAAUCCUCCUUGACUGGUCUUGAGAAAAGUCCAGGAGGAUUGAAACGUUGAUGUUUAUUUGUGCUAAAUAAAAGCAUUUCUGCUUUACUACUACAGUCUCCAGAGUGCACUCUUUCAUAAUAUAUAUAUAUAUGAAACUAUUGGACAAUAGAGGUGCCCCAGUAAACAAGAUUGUUUUAAAUGGAAUAUUUAUAAAACGUGUACUUCUUUUUUGGUUUUGGAACUCACAAUGUUUUUUUGUAUUAGGUAAUGGUCCAUCAGGAAUCUGCCUCUCUUAUCUGUUGUCUGGUUACACCCCAUAUAUAAGGGAAGGAGCUGAACAUCCGAACCCAAUUCUGCAAAGGAAGCUGGUGGAAUCCCCAGGAACUGCUAUUACCAUGCAGGUUUGUCUAAAUCCAUGGAUUCUUUAUAUGCACCUACAGGCAUUUUUUUUUUUUUUUUUACAGUAGACAUCAGCUGUGUAUUAUAUAAAACAAAAUUAUUAUAAUGCUCUGAGGAAGAGAAAGGUGACCAUUCUGGUGAACAUAAGGAGUACCGAGGAACAGAACUUUGCUGCAUGCCGCACUAUUAGGUAGCAUGGCAGAAUUGUAUUUAAUAUUUGGAUGUGCAUCAUAUGCUUUAUUGGUGACCCUAUAGAGUACCAGCAGCACACCAUGAGUGGAGAGGAGGGUACGCUUCCGGACGUAUCCUCCACUCUCUAUCAGUGGAGGGGUCAUCAAGUUUUCCAUUGGGCUCAAGGUGUUUCUAGAACCUAGCCACCCUCCUGGAUACACCCAUCAUAGAAUAUCCGGAAUCAUUCACAUAUGCAGACUUUGAUUAAUGCAUAGCUAAUGGUAAAUCACACUAAUACAUGCACAUAAAAAAAUACAAAAAAUGGUUCAGGCACUCCAGGAUCCAGAAAUGGCAAUUUUAUUGCAGCCCAAAGUAACACAACGUUUCGACCUUGCGGUCUUUGUCCAGCUAUCAAAUACAUAUAUCACAGCAAAUUAUGUGACAUUAAUAAGGAAGUUACAGCUGUAACAGAAAUCUCAGUCCAAUAGAAUAUAGUAAAAUGUUCAAAUAAGAGAGAAUUAAUUAAAUGAAAUUUAAUAGAUAAUUAGUCAAUAUAGUAACUAACCGUUAGAUAAAUUACUUUGGACUUCAAUAAAAUUGCCAUUUCUGGAUCUUGGAGUGCCUGAACCAUUUUUUGUAUUUCAUGCUAUUGCCAGUGGAACCUGGUGCUUGGUCCUGGUUUGGUUGCACCCCGGCUCAGAUUCAUGGGAUUAAGUGCAGUUCCUCAUGUUUAUGGAACUAAUACAUGCAGUCUUUUAAAAAAAUGUUUUAAAGCAACACAUCAUCCGCUAAAGCGUGUUAGCUACAAUUGAAGUGCUUAAGGGGCUAACGUCUGUGCCCUUUGUCUUACUUUAUAAAUGUAUACAUUUAUUUUUAAUGUUGGAGUGUUCUUUUAAAUAUGAAAUACUGAAACACAGAAAAUGGACUGUUAAGCUGCUACACACUGUAAAAUAUCAAGAAUGUCAACUUUUGAUCUUUGCCAGAAGUAUCAAACAGCAUUCCACAGUGUCAGGAGACACAUUUUUUUUUUUUUUUUAAAGUCCAUUACUUUUUUGUGCAAUCUGUGUGUUUUGAAAUCUGUGAAAAUGAUUUCUGAAAAACUAGUAAUUAUCCCUCUGGGGAAUUUUUUAACAACUCUGUAAGUAGCCUGCCUGUUCAAAAAGGAUUCUAUGUGAUGUCUAUUCACUAAAAUGUGAAUUGUGCAAGCUUAGACCUAAAUGACAAUAUUUGGAAUAAAUAGCAAAGCUGUGGCUAUAGCUGAAUACAAGAUUUUCUUUCACAUUUCAGCUAUUUUAGCCUUAUUUUUACCUUUUGUUUGUUUCUCACCUAAAGACCACCCAGACCACACCCUCUCCCAACCAGGAAGCCACUCUAUUAGCUAUCUGAGUGACUACCACAAGAUACCACGAUAGGAGGCAAUGUAAACACUGCCUUUUCUCAGAAAAGGCAGUGCUUACACUGCAGAGACUGCAAGGAUGGUCCCUUUGCCCCAGAACCACUACUUCAAGUUGUGGUGGUUGUGGUGUUUAGGGUUUCUCUUUAACUACAGAAGGUUAGCUGGGUAGACCACAGCAAUAGCAACUCAGUUAAUACUUACGUCUGGUUUUAUGUAGCUCUUGGAAUGUCUCUUAGGGAUUAUCUGUGACUUUAUUGGCUCUUUAUCAUUUACAGUUUAUAAUAAAAAACACCUGUGAGUCACAGAGCCAAGAUUCUAUAACACAAGGGAUUUUUAAGAGCACGUAGAAGGAUUGAGAGUAACAGCACAUGAAUAGACUUACAGUCUCAGCACUACAGUACCCAUAUAUUAUUAAAGGAACACCCCUUCACCUGGACAUAUUUAAUGCAUGUUAGGCCUGUCUGGCUUUUGUAAGCAAGAUGGUUGUUGCACAGCAACAGUUGCCAACAGGUGUGAAAUAAUAAAUGCUUGACUUCAGCUUCCAUUUUCUACAAGAUAUAGAGCAGAUAUUGCGUCUCAGACUCAGAUUCCGUGGUAGAAUUUGUGUUUGAAGCAGGAAAUAAUAUAGUAUUUACACACCCAAAAAAGCUUUAUAUGCUUAGGCGUCAAUUCAGGGAAGGGCUGGCUACAUUUGACCUGGGGGAAUCCACACUGUCUCAUUACAAUCCACUCCCUAGCUUAAUUUUAUAUUAAAUGAACAUUAAAGCUUUAGAAAAACAAACCUGUAUUCCCGUCACUUUAGUAUCCCUGCCCCUGGUUACAUAAGUCGAUCUCACUCUGUGUGUGCCCUAUAAUAAAAUAAUAAAAGAGCACUUUUUAUUUUCCUUUUUCCAGUGCCAAGGCUCCCUCUGCAUUGUUUACCUCUCGUCCCCACAGUAUAUGAUUUAAUUAAUUAUUUCCAAGUAACAGCCCCUAGAGGUCUGUUUAACCCUUCAAGGUAAACAUUGACAUUUCUGAAAAACAGCAAUGUUUUACCUAGAAUGGUUAAAUUGACAGGACCACUGCACCCAGGCCAAUUGAGAUGGUGAUCCGUUAAUUGUUGUGAAGCAGGGUGGAGUGCUUUGGUUUUUAGCUUGUAGGUCCAACUACAAUAGAUAGAACUUAGCACUUUUCCUUUGUUAAUGAAUGGGAGCUCAAAGAGUGAAUUAAAUGUUUCAGCCUCUUCCAAGUUGCUGUCAAUGUCCACGUCCCCAUGAUAAAUUAAUGGGAACUGCCUGCAAUCGGAGUAACUCUUUAAGACGUUGUGAGAUAUUCAUAGCCGAACUCAGCUGUUUGGAGUUGGUGACUAUACAGUUACACUUACAACGAUCUCUUUAGAGUUAUAGAUUUAUAUAAUGCAGUCAAUGGGCCAACUUAUUUGAUAAUUUUAAGAUAUCAUACCUGGAUUAAUCAUAGGGCAAUUAAAGGUUCCACGAAGGCAGGAGAGGUUUGACACAGGCCCAGUGGCUAAGAAAAUACUUGACCAAGCUAAGUCCUGUUUAUAUAUCCCUAUGCUACGAGUGAAGUCAGAGACUAACCAUCUUAGGGCACUGCGGAGUCUCAAUCCAACGCUGAGCUUUGGCUAGGUCAUUCAAAUUAAUUUCAGAUUUAUCUGGAUUGGCUCCAAUUUGCUACCAGGUUAUUUCAUAGGGCAAUGAUUUCUGUAAAAAAAAAAGUCAACUAGAAUACUGCUUUCAUCUUUUUUUCAAUAAUUUUGAAGAUUGGAAAUACCAAAAAUUAAGCUUAGUGAGUGACCCACUAUGAUUAAGUUGUGAUCUGGCACCUUCUAAUCAUAGACUAACCCUGAAAAUCUUGACCAUUAACCAGUGACUGGCCCUGCUUAACAAGUCAAGUUUCGAAAAAUAAAAAUGUUCCAGAUUUUCUUUUCAGACCAGAAAUAGUAGCCUGAAUAAUAAUGUCACAUAAAUCCUAAACAUGCAUUGACUGAAAGUCAUGCGAUGCACAAUGCCUCUAAUUUACACAUCCACUAAAAAACAAAAUACAGCAUAAAAUCAAUGGUUUUCACUUAACACAAUAUCUGUUUGCCAUAAAUCAGUUCGUCGCACUGUAAUAAUUUCAUAAUUGUCCAACAUUCUGCAGAUGGGCCUGUUUUCUUGUAGUAGAGAAAACAAUUGGGUUUAUUGAAUAAACAGUGUUUGAUCGUGGUGCAUUGAAAACUAAACAGCAAAAUUCAGACUAAAAUAGCCAAGUUGUGACAAAUCUACAAAUUUUUUUCAAGGUUUUCAAAAGAUUGUAAUUCACUAUUUAUUGAAUAAACCCUUAUAAGUAAAAGUUAGCUAUAGCCAUGGGGUUCUUAUAGUGAACUUGUCAUGUAAAUGACGAUGACCUGGUGGAAAUGCCACUAGUAUAUGGUGCUAGAAAAAUUGCUUACAAAUAUAUAGAUAAAACGGCAGUAUAUGUCAAGAAUUCUUCUAGACCAGUGCAAAAACUGAUCCGUACUCUGUGCGGGCCAGGGCCGCAACACAUGGCGCCAGGCACCUGCGACCGCGAUAUGUACACCAGUGCAUGCAGAUACACAUACACUUAAAGGACCAUUACAGACACCCAGAUCACAUGAGCUCAAUUAAGUGGUCUGGGUGCCAGGUCCCUCUAGUUUUAACCCUGUAGCUGAAAACAUAGCAGUUUCAGAGAAACUGCUAUGUUUCACUGAGGGUUAAUACAGCCUCUAGUGGCUGUCUCACGGACAGCCGCUAGAGAUGCUUCCACAAUUCUCACUCUGAAAAUCACAGUGAGAAGACGCUGAACGUCCAUAGGAAAGCAUUGAGUAAUGCUAUGGGCGGUUUGAAUGCGCGCGCGGCUCUUGAGAGGCGGAUCGGUGCGGAGAGAUCCCAAGCAUCAAGGGAGUCCGGCGCGGGAGAAAGGUAAGUGCUUAAGACACACACACUCUCACGAACAGACGCAUACACACUAGCUAACAGACACACACACUCAGUGACAGGCUUACAUACACACUCACUGACAGACAGACACACACUCACUCACUCACAAAACACACACUCAGUAACAGACGCACACAAACUAACACACUCAGUAACAGACACAAACACACUAACACACUCUAACACUUACACACACUCUUACACACACACACACACACACUCUAACACUAACACACACUCACUAACACACACACUCACAUGCUUUUUAAAAAAAAAUUUCAUCCCCCCAGCCUCUCUACCUUUUGGAGAGCUGAGGGGAAUCCCUGGAGUCCAGUGGUGUCACGUGGCAGGCGCGCGAGGGAGCACUCUCCCCUGAGUGCUUCUUCUUCAGCUCCCUCGCGCGUUGCGUACUGAUACCGGAACCGAAAGUUGACGUCAUCUUCCGGCUCCGGCAUCAGUACGCGGAGCGUGACAGAGCUGAAGAGGAAGCACUCAGGGGAGAGUGCUCCCUUGCACGCCCACCAGCCUGCCCGCCGGGUGACACCAGGGCCAGCCUCGCAGGGCCCUGAGGUGGCCUGCUCCUGGGCCCCCCCAGGAGAAGAGGCUGGCUACAGUGGGUACAUACCGGGUCGUAGGGCGGCUGGGCCCAGUCACAGCCGCGACCCCUGCGACCCCAGUAUGUAAGCCAGUGGUCCAGGAUUUAAGGACUACUCAAUUGUGUCUAAGGUGUUUUUGGAAAAAAAACAAAAAAUACUUUAGACACAACAGGGUAAUCCCUCAAUCCUGGACUAGUAGGGGGUGCUUGAGGACUGGGUUGGGAACCCUUGUUCUAGACUAUGUUGUCAGUAAAGUAGCAAACUUCAGUUGUAUUAUAGUUUACCUCCCAAGUCAUAGAUUGGGGCUUCUUUACCUUAGUGAAGCAGUGUUGCUGUAUAGAUCAUGACCCUGCAUGCCUCACUGCUCAAUUCUCUGCCAUUUAGGAGUUAAAUAACAUUGUUUAUACAGUACUAGUCACACCUCCGUGCAUGAGACUCACACAGCCUUUCUAAACACUUCCUGUAAAGAGUCAUCUAAUAUUUAUACUUCCUUUAUUGCAAAUUCUCUUUUUAAUUUAGAAUGUAUCUAUUACUCUGUUAAUAGCUUGCUAGGCCAUGUAGGAGCCUCCUCUGUAUAAUUAAAGUUCAAUUUACAGAACUGGAGAUAACAACUUUUAAAGUUAACAUCUGAAUGAAAAUGAAAUCAUUUUGGUUUUCAUGUGUUUUCAUGCAGGCUGUGUCAGUCACAGCUAGGGAAGGUGUGGCUAGGGCUGCAAGGACAGAAACAAACGUGAUUUAACUCCUAAAUGGUACUGAAUUGUGGAGUGAGACUUCAGGGGCAUGAUCUUUACACCAAAACUGGUUCAUUAAGCUAAAGUUAUUUUGGUGCUAAUAGUGUCCCUUUAAUUGCAUAGUGAACAAAUAUCUAUAAUAUUGUCUGUAUUCCUUUAUUAAAAUUGGCAUGGUAAUGGGGAAGGGGAAAAGUUAGUCAGACAAAAGGAUGAUCCCAGUUUUGUGCCUCAAAGGCAAAGUGAUAUGUGGCUGUGGGAUACUUUUUAUAUGACAAUAGUAAGAUGCUAUUUCACACAUCUUGGCACUGAUGUCCAGUAAUAGUUCUGCUUUCAGUAAGUGACAGAAGUGACCUUUUGCAGUACUUGCAGUGAAUGAUUGGAAUGGCUCUUGGCAUUUGUGACACAGGAUCGUCUGGCCUAAUUUCAAAAUGUUUUAUAAGAGUUUGCCCAGAACGUUAUGAUCUAUUUUCAGACUCCCUUAAAGAUUCUUUUGCUGUGGGUUACUAUGCGUAACCCUUUCGGGGCCUGACACACCACAACACUUUUAAUUUUCCCACAUUUUUAUCAAAGAAUCAUUACUUUAGUAUUUUUCCCUUUUUAAUAGUUUCUGCAUUGAGAAAUUAUUUCCACUAAGAACAUUUUGUCUUCUCAAUGAGUCCUCUCUUUUGAUUGUUGCUUCCCUUGUUUAGUUGAACUCAGUGUCACUUUUUAAAAGAUUUUAAAUUCGGCUGUUUGCUAGAAAUUAUCAGUAUGUUGUUAGCAACUCAAAAUACUAGAUUUAUGUUGUUAUGUGACCUGGGCAGCAUUAUGAAAUUGAGAUUUUCUAGCAUAUCAUACACAUUGCAUUGGUUACAAAGUGACACAUAGAAACAGUUAAUUGCAGCAUAAAUGACAAAAUGUUGCCUGGUAUUGUAGCUGUGCAUGAUGAGUAACCCUUUCUGUUUGCCUCCUGCAGGAUCUGGAGUACCUGUCAGAGGGUUUGGAGGGCCGGUCCAGUAGUCCAGCUGCUCUCCUCUUUGACACACUGCUCCGGCCAGAGACAGAUUUUUUAGGUGAUGUGGAUUCGGUUCUUAACUGGAAACUGGAGCCGGAGAAAGCAAUCACUCACCUGGUGCUGGGGAGAGAUCCCCCUGGAGGUGCCUGGAAUGUAAGUGGACUGGUUAAAUAUUACUGCUUAAAUCCAGAAUGUCAUGAGAUGCACUACCUCUACUUUAAUAGCCAGGAUCGGAUUAUAGCCAUGUGUAUCACAGCUCUGAGCUUAACAUUAUGUGUUUUUAUUUUAGGCCAUUGAGGGAUCUAUGAUCACACUCAGCCGUGGAGACUGGAUGGGCCUCCCUGAUUUGCCUUUCAAAGAAUGGAUACGCAUGAAAAGGAGGUGAGUACUUUAAGCACACUCUCUCUUUUCUUGAAUAAUACACGUCACACAGUUAGGAUCCUUAAUGUCUUCAUUCAAAAUAAUUUUCUAUGAUACAUUUAAGAAUACAUAUAGAUUAUGUGGUGCAUUUUGUUGCUACAAGAAUCCUCCAAAAUGUCUAUAAUAAGAGCUUUAAGUAGAGGGAAAAAUCACACAAACACCUGACCAAUCAAAUACGCUCUUCUGAUUGGCUGCUUUAAUCAACACACAGGUAGAAUGUAGAUAAUGGUCAUUGACCAGUAUUAGUUUAAAAUAAUUUUCUUUUCUACAAUUCCAUGCACAUAUUACGUCAUAGGCUUUGAGUUCUGCCCAUGCUAGUAGGUAGUUUGACCAAUCAUGAGCUUCUAAUUAUGGACUGUGGAGUCCGAACUCUCAACUGUGUAACCCAGCACUGCAACUGUUUAACUCUUUUGCUGUUUAACUCUAGAAAUGAUACUGGUGAUGGUCACAAGUACAUAACUCACUUGAUAUCAAAUUACAUAACUCACUUAAUAUAAAAUUGUCAAAAUUCCUGUUUAACUACACACUGUGUAGGGGAGGAUUGAUGACUCAGCACAGCUUCUGUCCUGCGUAGAGCAGAGUUGUCUGGAUCAUGUAGUUCAGUUAUCAGCUUUCAACUAAUGGUACUUAGAAACCUUUGUUGUACUUCCUGGUGACAUACAAAUAUGUCACCCAACAGAGAAGUCUGUUUCUCAAGAAAUUUAGCAGGGGAAAAAAAUAAGAAUCGCUCACAUUUUUGAGGUGGUAGUCAUUCUAUUGAAAAUACCAUUUUAAGAUAGAAGGCAUCAAUAUUUAAAUUAUUUUAAAAGUAAACAAAAAAAGCAGAAAUUUCUAGUCCUCAGUAGAAGACUUUUUAAAAUGUUUAGCAUUCGCAUGUAACAACUACCAGACACUUUCAACAAGACAAAAUGCUACUUAAAGCAGCCGCAUGUGACACUGUAUGAGAUGUGUGCAUCCAAAAAACUUAUUAUUCCAGUAGGUGUAUAGAUUAAGCUAAGAGCAUCUAUGCAAUAAUAAUGUGAACAUGUUUAAGAACAGAUGUGAUAAAAUUAAAACUCAAUUUUCAAUUGGGAAUUUCAAUUGGGACUGAAACUGGUUCCUUACUCCAAACUAUCUUUAAGGACCGCUAUAGGCACCCAGACCACUUCAGCUUAAUGAGGUGGCCUGGGUGCCAGGUCCAGCUAGGGUUAACCCUUUUUUUUUUUUUUUAUAAACAUAGCAGUUUCAGAGAAACUGCUAUGUUUAUAAUAGGGUUAAUCCAACCUCCAGUUGCUGUCUCUUGACAGCCGCUAGAGGCACUUGCGUGCUUCUCACUGUGCCCUGAGAGUGCCCCCAACCUCAGGGAGGGGGGCCCUGAGGGUGGGGGCACCCUCAGGGCACUAUAGUGCCAGGAAAACAAGUAUGUUUUCCUGGCACUAUAGUGCUCCUUUAAUUUUCCAAGUGAUAAAUGUGGGAACUGAAAAAGCUACAUAGAAAUAGUGACUAUUAUGGUGGAAUCAUUUAUUGCAUGAUUGAAAUUAAAGAUGUCCUUUUGAAAUAUCUGGUGGACGGUUAUUGUGACACCAUAGUUUGUUUUAGGGAAUGCUAAUAAUGAUCAGCUAGAUCAGCUAGGGAGAUGUAAUACAGCAUUCAUUCUCCUAACAACCAGUUUGUUUUUUAAUUCACUUGUAGGAAUCUCAGAAAUGAUAGAUCUACUGCAGGUGACAUUCUGAAUUAUUACCGAUAUUACGUAAAAAAGAAGGGCCUUGAAGAAAAUUUUGUAUCUGGUACAAUGGUCACAUCAGUGGUCAAAGUUAACAGAAGUACUGUCAACUGUCGUGAGAAUGAGAUAUUCCAGAUGGAGGUCCCAUAUGCAGAGGACAGUGAAGAGGACAGAAGUAUGUUCCAAGUGAAUGGUUUUUUUGAAAAUGAGUUUGGGACCAAGCAGGAUUUUUGUGUCUAUGCAGAGAAGGUGAUACUUGCUACAGGUACCUAUGACAGUCCAUCAUGGUUGGGGGUCCAAGGAGAAGACCUCCCAUUUGUGUCACACCAAAUUUCUGCCCUGGAGGAGGCAGUGAAGACACACCAAGUAAAUCCACAUUCAGACCCCGUUUUGAUUAUUGGGGCGGGUCUGACUGCUGCUGAUGCUGUUUUGCUCGCUCAUCACUACAACAUUCCUGUCAUCCAUGCUUUCAGAAGGCGUGUUAAUGACCCAGCUCUCAUUUUCAACCAGUUGCCUCAAGUUAUGUAUCCAGAGUACCACAAAGUACAUCAGAUGAUGAAAGAACAGUCAGUUUUCAAAGGUGGUCCUUACCACGGUUACAUCAGCCUCCCUGAGCAUUAUGUAACAAGCUUCCAUAGUGACAAGAAAUGCAAUUUUAAGGACAAACUUGGUCAGUGCAAAACAUUUAAUAUCUCAAUGGUCCUUAUUCUCAUUGGUUCUAACCCUAACCUUUCCUUUCUUCCAAAUAAUGGCACUAUGUUGGCUAUAGCCACCAAUGAGCCAGUCAACUCCAAGAGGAACCCUCUGGAUAUUGAUCUAUUUACAUAUGAAUGUAUCCAGGAAAAGGGACUUUAUGCAGUUGGGCCCCUGGCUGGAGACUAUUUUGUGCGAUUUGUACAAGGAGGUGCAUUAGCUGUUGCAAGUUCCCUUAUUAAAUCUCAGAAGAGGCCUCCUUAAUUAUGACAAUCACACAUUCUUUGUUAUACUCUAGGGGCUGAAGUUCAACUCAGCAGUCCCUACAUCAGGCUCCUACAAAGAGCAAAAGCAGGGUUCUUAGACAUUCCAUCAUGACAAUUUGAAUUGAAACCAGAUUAAAAAAAACUGUCAAACAGCAAGGCUGGGUCAAGGGUGCUUUAUAGUCCUACAUUAUGGGGGGCUGCAACACUACAAGUGAAUGCUUCUUUUUUUAAAACAUUAUUAGCUUUAAAGUUUUGUCUAAAAUAAAACAGAAUCUACUUCCACAAAUAACAUCACAUCUAUUUUUCUAUUGAAAAGAAAACACUUGUUUUUAAAGGUGUGUCUCAUCAAUAGAAGAUCCUAUGUAUUUUGGGGGAGGAAAAAUGGUUUAUUACAUUUUGCAGUUUACAAGUUAAAAUUGUUGCUUAUGCAUCAAAAGGGCCAAACUAGUAGCAUACUUUUUUUCCACGUAAGUUGGCUACUUUUGGAAUAAAUGGAAAAUGGAAGUACAGUGCUCAAUGUACCUUACAUGGUAGCUGAGCGUCUGUUUGUUAGACAAGAAGUGUAUCAGAGAAGGUGUAAAAUCUACAUCUACAACACUUGAACGAUAGUUUUGCAACUAUUAAUACUUAUUUACAACCACACUUUAUUUUAUGAAAGAACAUAUGUGAAUCAACUUACCAGCAGAAUAUCCGAAAAGUCCUAGAUAAUGCACAUUUGCCAAUUAAUAUCAAAUUAAGUUUAUGUAGAGAAGGGAACGUUCAGUUAUUGUCGCGGCCCCUGGCUCACGGCAAGGUGCGGUCGGGCCGACCGGCACGAUCACACCGACUAACUGAGUUUACCUGCUCAGCAGCGAGUCGGGAGCCGCUCCGCCGGAUAUUCUGGAGCACCUGCCCUAAAGAAAAAUGGCGCCGACCACGCGGUCGCGGCCAUUUAUAGCCCCGCCCCCAGACAAAGGUGUGUGUGAUAUCACAACGUCAACGCACAUGCACGUCCUGCGGUCAGAGGUCACCAUCUGACCAAUCAUAGUCAAAAGAGGGAUAUUUAAAUCUCUGGAGCUACCCAGUGCGUUUUUUGUUCCUAUUAUUGCUUUUCCCUGUAUAUUGACCUUGGCUAUUCCAGACUAUUCUGAUUUCUGGUUUCCCAGACUUGGCUUGUUUAAUGGUAUUGUGUAUUUCUGGCUUCCUUGAUCUCGGCUAUACCUUGACCAUUUUCUGUCUUUAACAUAUUAGUCCGGCCAUUCUAAGGACCGGUUUCCGUUCUGUCUUUUUCCUUUCUGUUACAUAGUUUUGCGUGCUGGACCACACUAGCAGUCAUGACAUUUAUUUACAAAAGGGUGCACUUGCUAAAAAUUCUAAGUGAAUUCAAAGUUUCGGACAAACUAUUAAAUAAACUUUUAAAUAUAGUUGUUUUGGAGAAUUUCGAUUGUUUGCAAUUUUGGACUAUAAUUUUAAAAUUCAAUUUGAAUUCACAAUUCAAACUUUAGUGAAUAAACAGGUCUAUGGUAAUAGACUAAUUAUGUUUCCUUUGAAGACAGCAACUUAAUAAAAACAGAAAAAAGUUAAACGGUAGCCUCAUGCAAUUUACAAAGAAAGUGUUAUUAAAAAUUAAUACAAAGAGAAAAUUACAAUUCUCUUAUAAUUACUAUUAAAAUACAGAUAGUGAGUCCUGUCAGCAGUUUAUUUGAUGUGUUAUGCAACACUAAAUCCAAAACAAACAUUUUGCUGAAAGAUAUCGUAGUUGCCUGAAACAGAGACAUCUUGACAGCUUAUGGCCAAAAAGAAGAUGUUAACAAAAUGUUCAGGUUUUGUCGAUGCAUUAAUUCAUAAAUGUUUUAUAAACGUUUAACAGUAAUACAGAUGUCAAACUAAUUAAUGGAGAUCUAACAGUUAACAUUAGGAAAAUAAGAGGGGUGUUUAUAAACAGAAUUGGUGGGAUCAGCCUCAAAAGAGACAGAUUGGCCAAAAAUGUAUUAAAACUGAUUAUGAAUGUCCAGAACUAGAUGCCAUUCACCCCCAUCGCUCCCCUCCACUAGAAGGUCAGAGCCUCAUGUUAGACUCACCAAACAUCAUAUACUACUAGAAUAUAUUAACUACAAACCACAAAGUCUUGACAAGAUACAUGAAGUACUGUUUGAAAAAAAUAACUUAAAGCUUGAAACAUAAAAUGUGGGUACAAUAUUAAACAGAUAAAAUAGCAACAUAAAAUGAUAAUGAUUUGUUUUUUAAAUUUUUCUGAAAAACCAACUGUAUACUAUUAUUGGUAAUGUUUACCAUGCUGUUAUGUAAAAUGGAAAUGUAAGUUAUAAAAACAAUUGUAACCUAUUUUCCAAACACUUUGUAUUUUUAUAUGAAUAUAUUUUGCAACUGCAAUAAAAACAUUUUACAAAAA
This is a messenger RNA of Pelobates cultripes (western spadefoot toad), 23442 nucleotides long. NCBI's taxonomy places the organism in Eukaryota, Metazoa, Chordata, Amphibia, Anura, Pelobatidae. The record is from the annotation of a GenBank genome assembly.